Molecule: messenger RNA, 605 nt
Organism: Meira miltonrushii
Lineage: Eukaryota; Fungi; Basidiomycota; Exobasidiomycetes; Exobasidiales; Brachybasidiaceae
Exons: 2
Coding region: 84-482 (132 amino acids)
Source: RefSeq, a predicted model, not a curated record
UCCGUUCAACAUUACCGAAGAAGUCCGUCAUCAUUGGUUGAUUUGAAGUGAGGUCGAUCAAGCCGGUCAAAGUUUCUUCAUUCAUGAUGUCUCUGCGCUCGUAUUCAUCGGGCUCUUACAAGCAAGCACUGGCAGUCUCUAGAGAACAAGAGACUCGUGCAGAAGGAGGAAGGGCACAAGGUGGGGAGGAAGGUAGAAGCGCAAGACCUAAGGCAAGAUUCCACAUGAGGUUCUUCAAGAGUCACUGGAGCAGUCUCAACAGAGGAAAUGGUGCAAGUCGCAACAGAAGAAAUGGUGCAAGUCGCAACAGAAGAAAUAACUGUCAUUCAGGAUCCAGUUGUCAUUCAGUCACCAUCAAUUUCUCACAAGACAAUGAUUGUGGCACUCAAAUACAAGCAAACAUAGCAUCACUUCACUUCACAAGAAAAGCCUCACAAGUGCAAACGCCAGCAUGCAAACUAGCCAACCAAGAUCUUCUUUGACGCUCCGGGAAAGACUUUGAAAAAUUCAACGAACGCCAUCUCAUAUGCGUCCUCACUCAACCGGCAUCAUCCAAUCCUGAUUCAUAGAUCACAGCUCAUUCAAGCGGCAUCGUUCUCUUCUUG